Laccaria bicolor S238N-H82 is the source of this 972-nucleotide messenger RNA. RefSeq lists its product as uncharacterized. The transcript has 3 exons. The record is from RefSeq and is a predicted model, not a curated record. The coding region runs from base 1 to 972 and encodes 323 amino acids. NCBI's taxonomy places the organism in Eukaryota, Fungi, Basidiomycota, Agaricomycetes, Agaricales, Hydnangiaceae.
AUGAACGGUUUCUUCCCUCCUGUCAAAAAAGGCCGAGAAGAUAAAACUAUGAAGCGCUCGCGCAUUUGGUUUGACGACGGAAGUAUCAUCAUCCAGGCUGAAGAUACUCAGUUCUGUGUUCAUAAAUCAGUUAUCUUGAAACAUUUUCCCACCUUGAAUGAUCUUGUUUCUUCUCCUCAAUCAUCAUCGAACGGAUGUGCUAUCAUCAAACUCUCCGACUCAGCUAAGGACUGGGAGAGCCUGCUCACCAUGAUCUACGACCAUCUACCAACAUGCAAAUCAACAGAUCUUAUCCCUUUUCGUACCCUUGUAGCAAUGCUUCGCCUUGGGGACAAAUACCACGGUCAUAGCAUUCGAGAGGAGGCUUUGAGAUUUCUUCGAUACGAGUUCCCUCAAGAUCUCGACGACUGGAUGGACAUUUGGGGAACAAAAAUAUAUCCAUAUCCCGAAUCAGAAUUUGACUUUAUCAACCUCGCCGAUGAGAUAGGCUUACACUCUGUGCUUCCAGCAAUGUACUACACCUGCAUUAAGUACGAGAAACUGAAGGACAUUUUUUACGGCCAUCCGAACUCAGACGGGAGUGUAAUGCGACUUUCAUCAGACGUGCAAGCGUGUCUCGUCAUCGGACGAGAAAAGCUUGCCUUCGCACUCAGGAAACAUACCUUCUCUUGGUUGUACAAUAAGAAGAUCAUCCCGUGCUCGCGGUGCUCUGCCAAACCAGAGUGCACAGCGGCGCGAAACCAGCUGAUCCGCAAAGUGUGGAUGCCCGUCCCUAAUAUCUCUUUGGCCCUCGACGUGUGGAAUCGAUCAGAGUUUGCCUCUGGCCUUUGUAGUUUCUGUGCUUACACGGCGGAGAAGCUUUUCCAUUCCGGCCAAGAGAAGUUGUGGAUUGAGCUGCCGUCUUACUUCGGAUUGCCCAGCUGGGAUGAACUGGAAAAUUUAGAUGAUCCGGGUUCCCCCUCUUUGUCGUGA